Pestalotiopsis fici W106-1 is the source of this 1644-nucleotide messenger RNA. RefSeq lists its product as uncharacterized. Lineage: Eukaryota; Fungi; Ascomycota; Sordariomycetes; Amphisphaeriales; Sporocadaceae. The record is from RefSeq and is a predicted model, not a curated record. Bases 1 to 1644 code for a protein of 547 amino acids. Gene Ontology annotation, biological process: positive regulation of transcription by RNA polymerase II. Gene Ontology annotation, cellular component: nucleus. The transcript has a single exon. Gene Ontology annotation, molecular function: transcription cis-regulatory region binding; DNA-binding transcription factor activity, RNA polymerase II-specific; zinc ion binding.
AUGGCCAGCAGAAAUGGGCUCAAGCCGUCGGUGAAGGCGGAGACAAGCAACAGGCGCCAUCAAGGCUCUGCAUUCAGGGUGGUCAAGUUUGAUCACCAAACUACCGGGAAUGACUCUGGGCACAGCUCCCGGUCAUCGGCAGCACCACAGCCCCCAACCUUGAGCCGGCCGCCACAGCUACGUCCCCGUCAAAUUAAAAGCCGCUCUGGCUGUGAAUCCUGCAAGCGACGCCGUAUCAAAUGCGACGAGGGCCAACCGCAGUGUCAGCGCUGCAAGAGCCGCGGUCUUGUGUGCACCGGUAAUUUCAAGCCUGAUGUCUGGCAAAUCGAGCGGCCAUGGAUAUACACAUCGCAUAAGCGAGUCCAGCGGCUCAGCAUGCCGGCCACACAGCUCCUUAGGAAGCACCAGGCAGCCACCAAGAAUGUCAAUAUCCACAGUGUCCCUCCUCACUCGGCGCGGGUGCUCGAAAAUGAACUGGUCCGGCACUGGUUUGAGCAUACCUGCACAAUCAUGGGUAUCGUCCCGCAGUCUCGCAACCCGCUCUCCUACAGCCUCUCUCCUUACCUGCGCCGCUCCUGUGCUCUUCGCCACAGCAUCCAAUGCAUUAGUCAAGCCCAUUCAAGCUAUUUCACUGAUGCCCAUUUGGCCGAAGUCCUCGAGGAGCGUGCACGUGCCCUCGCGAGCUUACGCCUCGAGAUCGAGCGUGCCUUUAUCGGCGAGUCCGCGUGCUCACGGGCACAGCUCUUACCGACAAUCUUGCUGUCUUCGCUCAUCCUGGGCAUCACCUCGGACUGGCUGACCAAAGAUCUCACCAGCCAGGAGUUUCUCAUCGGAGCAAACCAAAUUGUACCACUCUUGCUGGAGUCGGGAGUAAAGCAAGACCCUGUAUCACAUUAUGUCCUUGGUCUUUAUCUCUAUUGGGUCAGCGUGGAGUCUCACAUUGAACCAUGGGAGCCGGACGAGCAACACCAGCGGCAACAUGAAUUUCAGCUGUCAUACUUGCACUGCAUAGUCGACCGAUGCCUCGCGAAUACGGUUCACCCCGUCACAGGUCUUGCCGCCGGUGUCUUGCCUCUGAUGUGGGAGGCUGGACGUUACUACCGGCGAGUUUCUCAAGGGUACGCUGGGGAUGCUACAUAUGCCGAGACGCUGCAGUCAAAGCUUGAAGCAUGGACUCCGCCCACAGCCCUAUGCUCGUUAGAGAAGGGCCAACCUCUCAUAGCCUUGGCCGAAGCGUACCGGGCUGCUGCUCUCUUAUUGUUAUAUCAAGCCCGUUGCGUCUCUGACAGACCUCCAAUGGCGGCCACGUCGUUGGCUAUGAGCAAUGAAACUGUGCCAAAUAAUAUUAAAUCGGCCAUCUCGACAAUUGUGGGCGUGCUGGGGAGUUUAUCGCCCGGUGAUCCGCUGCUAACCUCUGUGGGGCCAUUUCUGGUCAUUGCUGGCUCCGAAUUACAGGAAGAUCAGAUAGAGUCACGCAACUUGAUACACCGCAUAGCUCGACAGGUAACACAGUAUACACGUGUUCCAAACUUCUCCUCAGCGCUGAAUCUUGUCGAAGAGGUGUGGGCCCGACGAGCAUCUGGCAGCCAGGUUACCUGGCUGGAGCUUAUGUUACAAAAUGGUUAUAUACUAGGUAUUGCAUAA